This is a messenger RNA of Zootoca vivipara (common lizard), 1335 nucleotides long. RefSeq names its product early growth response 4 (gene EGR4). NCBI's taxonomy places the organism in Eukaryota, Metazoa, Chordata, Lepidosauria, Squamata, Lacertidae. The record is from RefSeq and is a predicted model, not a curated record. Gene Ontology annotation, biological process: regulation of transcription by RNA polymerase II. Gene Ontology annotation, molecular function: DNA-binding transcription factor activity, RNA polymerase II-specific; RNA polymerase II cis-regulatory region sequence-specific DNA binding.
AUGGGAGCCACAAUGAACCCUGAAACCACAGAUUACUACUUCAUCUCUGGACAGCCCUCCCCACCGGUCAGCUAUACGGGCAGCUUCUUCAUCAAGACAGAGCAAUGCCAAGACCAGGAGUCCCUCUUCAACCUGAUGUCUGGCAUCCUCGGCCUUUCUCCCUUCUCGUCUUCAGAGGCCCACCAGAGGCAGCCGGACGCCGCCUACAGCGUCCCAGAGGCCAUCCAGAACCAUUUGGACCUCUAUUCCACCUGCCAGCCAGAGCUGAACAUUUCUGUGCGGCCGUCGUUAGCCGAGCAAAGCUAUUCCACGUUCCCCAGCCCUGACACCAUCCAACAAACCCAACCUCCUUCCGACGUGGGGGCCUCUUCCCAAUGCCUGUUUAGCGAAAAACUGUUGGACAGCAAACAGGACAUCAAGCUGUCCGCCAUCUCCCCAUCCCUGGAGAAGUUCAAAUCUCCUUGUUCCCACUGGGACCCUCUCAGCCAGUCUCAGAAUUACCUACCAGCGGAAUACACCCCUCCAGAGACAUUCCGCCCUGCAGAGGCCAGCCAGACAAUGUUCCCCCAACUGGCAUCAAAAACCGAGAAUGUGCUGUCCGUCAGCUGCCAGUCGGAGCUCAACGGACUCCCCGAACAGUCGGGUUCCUUCGGACACAAUCUGGACUUCACUUGCCUGCCAGAAAGGUUCUCCACUCUCACACAGAUCCCCAGUGACUUUGUAGAGGCCAAAAUCCCCAACCUACCACCCCAGCUCAUCCAAGACUUUGAGUCUUCCUUGCCCCAGGCUGAGGUCAUGCCAAACCUGUCAAGCACCAAUGACCAGAGACUGCACACCAGCCACACCCCACCAUCAACUCCCAUGACGGACUUCCUGGCCCAUUCCUCUGGCUCCUUGGUCAACCCUCUAGCCCCCAGCACGACCCCCGGAGCUGUCCCAGAGCCAAAGAAGAAGCCUCGCCGGGGGAAGUGCUCCUCCAAAUGUUUCUGCCCCAAACCACACGAGAAAGCCUUCGCCUGCCCAGUGGAGAACUGCAUCCGUUGUUUCGCGCGGUCAGACGAACUCAACCGCCACCUCCGCAUCCACACCGGCCACAAGCCCUUCCAGUGCCGCAUCUGCCUGCGGAACUUCAGCCGCAGCGACCACCUGACCACGCACAUCCGGACGCACACAGGGGAGAAGCCCUUCUCCUGCGAUGACUGCGGGCGCCGGUUCGCCAGGAGCGACGAGAAGAAGAGGCACAGCAAGGUCCACUUGAAGCAGAAAGCUCGGGCGGAGGAGAAGCUCAAAGGCCUGGGCUUCUACUCUGUGGGACUUUCUUUCGGGAUGCUGUAA